UGUUAUUAGUUGCAAUUCAAGAGAUAAAAGCUUUCUGUCGGAUGAAACUUGACACUAUCCUUAUUUAGGACCAAUUUAAAGACACAAUUUUACUUGUAAACAAAAAAGCCCCUUUUUUAUGUUAAUAAAUCAUUAGGCCGUGACCAAUAUUCUAACUUAUGACUUCCAUAAGUAUUUGUUAUCAAACAAAGUCUUAUUGAAAAAGAUGGAUUUAACAAAAAAGUAUAGUUGGUAUGAUUCAUCUUCCCUAGUUCUGACAAAUGAUUGUUCAAUAACAAUGAAAUUGAUUCAAAAGUAAUGAUUACAUUGGUUAACUUGUGCCUCAUUGUCAACUGCACAUGUCUUAUAUUGAGCAACUGUGAAGCUCUUCCUAAUAAAAUCCUAAAAACUUUUAAUCACAUUAGAACUAAAAGUUCGCCAAGCGAACAGAAAGAAUCUGUUAUUCAAUUAAUUAAACGAUUAGUUCCUGCUCAUGCGUCAAAGUUUAUUAUCAGUAUUAAUAAAAAUUAUGUAGAUUCAGAGUUUGCUGAUUAUUUUGAGAUUGUUAGUACCACUAAUGGUAAUAUUAAAGUAACAGGAAGCACUGGGGUAGCAGCUGCUGCAGGGUUUUACCAUUAUUUAAAGUACUGGUGUUUUGCACAUAUUUCAUGGAGUGGAAAUCACUUGAACAUUCCUAUAAAUUUACCUUUGGUUCAUUCUCCUGUUAAAAAAGUAUUUUAUGAAAGGUUUCGUUAUUAUCAAAAUGUUUGUACAGUUAGUUAUUCGAUGGUCUUUUGGAAUUGGACACGAUGGGAACAAGAAAUUGAUUGGAUGGCUAUGAAUGGAAUUAAUUUUCCAUUAGCAUUUACAGGACAAGAGUCAGUAUGGCAAAUAGUUUAUAAGAACUUUGGCUUAACUCAGGAAGAAUUAGAUGAACAUUUUAGUGGCCCAGCAUUUCUUGCAUGGCAACGAAUGGGAAACCUUGAAGGAUGGGGAGGGCCACUCUCUUCUUCUUGGUAUUCUAAGCAAUUGCAGUUACAACAAAACAUUAUUUCACGUAUGAGAAGUUUUGGUAUGAUACCAGUACUUCCUGGAUUCGGAGGUCAUAUACCGAAAGCUCUUGUUAGUCGCUUGUUUCCAACAUCUAAAUAUUACAAGCUAAAGCCAUGGAAUAAGUUCACUGGGAAAUAUGGUGGUACUUUUUUAUUGGACCCACAAGAUCCUCUUUUUAAGAAAGUUGGUGCUGCAUUUGUUGAAAUGCAAAAGCAAUUAUAUAAUGGAACUGAUCAUGUUUAUAAUGCUGACAUUUUUAAUGAAAUGGAUCCACCUCAGCUGACCUCAGCUUUUAUUACAAACACAAGUAUUGGAGUUUAUAAUGCAAUGCUUGCAAGUGAUUCUGAUGCUGUAUGGCUUAUGCAAGGAUGGAUGUUUUUAUCUUCAGUAUGGAAACCUGAACUAGUUGAAGCUUGGCUACAAGCUAUACCAUAUGGCAAAUUGAUUAUUUUGGAUUUGGCAUCUGAUAUAUACCCAUUGUAUGACCAAACAAAUGCUUUUUAUGGUCAUCCAUUUAUUUGGUGUAUGAUUGAAAACUUUGGUGGAACAACAAGGUUGUAUGGUCAACUUACAGGUGUUAUGAAAGGUGUAAUUUCUGCUAGAAAAACUUACAAAUCUUUUAUGAUUGGCACUGGAAUGACUCCAGAGGGGAUUAAUCAAAAUGACAUUAAUUUUGAGCUCAUGAAUGAAAUGGGAUGGAGAAAUGAGGAGUUUAAUAUUUCUGAUUGGACAUUAUCUUAUAUUAAAAGAAGAUACGGCGAUUAUCCAAAAAUGGUUUCAGAUGCAUGGCUAAUUCUUAUUGAUACAAUUUACAAUUGCAAUGAUGGAAGAGAGAAUGGUGGCUAUGAUGGGCGAAUACCUGUAAUGCGCCCUCAACUAAAUGCAAAACUACCUGUGCACAUGUGGUGUUCAAUAAAAGAUUUAUACAAUGCCUGGAAGUUGAUGGUUAAAGGAAGUGAUUACAUGCCUUUAAUUGAUACCUUUAGGAAUGAUUUGGUUCGACUUGGCACCCAAGUGUUAGAGGAUCUAUCAAUUGUGUUUUACACACAGAUGGUUUCAGGUUACUUUAAUAAGUCCACCUUGGAUGUAGAAAAAUAUGGUUCGAAAAUAACAGUACUUCUUACAGACAUGGAUAGGCUGCUAGCCACAGAUCAAUACUCGUUACUCGGUAGGUGGAUUCAAUCAGCUAGAUCAAUGGGCGAUACGUUGAAUGAAACAAAAUUGUUAGAAUAUAAUGCUAAAAAUCAAAUUACUCUCUGGGGGCCUAAUGGUGAAAUUCGCGAUUAUGCAAAUAAAAAUUGGGCUGGUUUAGUGGGCUCUUUUUAUUUUGAACGUUGGAAUAUGUUUAUCAAUUUUCUAUCCGACUCCUUAAAACGCGGUGUUCCUUACGAUGAUAGCGCAUUCGUGUCAAAAUUGCUGCAAUUUGAAAAAAAAUGGAACAAUGAAAUUAAAGAAUUUUCUGCUGAUCCAACAGGGGAUGCAUUCGGCAUAUCGCAUCAGCUAUUGAGAGCGUAUGAAAAAGUAUUUGAAUCAGAAAUAUCUAUGACGGUUUUCAAAGAAGCUUUUAAAGUACCUGAUAUGCCAUUGUUAUUUUGAUUUUUUUUAUAUUAUGAUUGAUAUUUGUAUGCCAUCAAAAGCAUACAUAUUUUA
Hydra vulgaris (swiftwater hydra) is the source of this 2682-nucleotide messenger RNA. RefSeq names its product alpha-N-acetylglucosaminidase. The record is from RefSeq and is a predicted model, not a curated record. NCBI's taxonomy places the organism in Eukaryota, Metazoa, Cnidaria, Hydrozoa, Anthoathecata, Hydridae.